ACAAAAAAAAAAUUAUAUCAAUACUAUAUCUUUUGCUCAUUGUGCUUCUUUGUUUAUUAUUAUAUCUAAACUUUAUAGGGUCAAACUUCUUCGGUAAAUCAUAUCAAUGAAAGAAACGUAAUGAACUAAAUUUGUUUUUAUUUUACAGGGGAAGACAUUUACAAUGGGAACAGCACAACACAACGGUAGAUUUGACGAAGCAGAAGAAGGAAUUGUACCUAGGGCAAUGGCAUACCUAUUUGAUUCUCUACAACAACAAACAUUUGAAAGACCACCAUCUUUUUUACCUACUUCAACAACUUCCUCAGUACCAAGACCUGCAUCUCCGACAUCUUCUGUCUCUUCUUCAACUACUUCUUUAUCAAAAGGAUCGCGAUUACGACCUAGAUCAAGACUUUCUCAUGUACCAGCUCCUACACCUACACCUUCUAGAAGUUCUCGAUUUUCUAUACCUUCUUCAUUCAAAUAUACAGUCAAGGUCAGUUUUGUCGAAAUUUACAAUGAAGAACUCAAUGAUUUACUCAAUGAUGCACCUCCUACUGAACGACCACCAAUCACCAUUCGUGAAGAUACAAAGGGACAUAUCUAUUGGACAGGUGUCAAAGAAGUCAAUGUCAAUAAUGCCGAUGAAGUAUUAUAUUAUCUGGAACAAGGAACAAAAUCUCGCGCUACUGGUGCUACCGAUAUGAAUGAAAAGUCAUCCAGGUCUCAUGCUAUUUUCUCUGUGACUCUACUACAAGAAAAGUCCUCCUCGACAACUAUACCGAUAAAUCGAUCCGAAUCUCCUUCACCUUUGAAUAUCAAACGAUCCAGUGUUAGACAGCCUCAUGAUGAUGGUGAUUCUUUAAUUACUACAUCAAAAUUUCAUUUCGUUGAUUUGGCCGGUAGUGAAAGGUUAAAGCGAACAGCAGCAGAAGGGGAUCGACGAAAAGAAGGUAUUAACAUCAAUGCAGGAUUACACGCUUUGGGUAAUGUCAUCUCAGCACUUGGUGAUUCAUCAAAACGUGGUACUCAUGUCCCUUAUCGUGAUUCCAAGUUAACUCGACUUUUACAAGAUUCGCUUGGUGGUAAUGCAACAACCCUUAUGAUAGCAUGUGCCAGUCCUGUAGAAUUCAACUUGUCUGAAACUCUCAACACAUUACAAUACGCCAAUAGAGCUCGCAAUAUUAAAAAUCGAUCUGAAAAGAACCAAGUCGAAGAAUGGAUGACAUCUGACAAUCUGGAACUUUUACGAACAAUGAUUGGAAGACUCAAAAAUGAAGUCAAAUAUUUGAAAUCUUCAACACAAGGAACAACAACUUCAUCGGUAGUUCAAGAUGAAUUUAGUGAAUAUGGUGAUAUUGAUAAUGACAUCGAUUUUGGACAGCAUGAUACUGAUCAACUAGUUCAAGAGCAUCGAAUGGUUAUUGCUGAUUUACAACAUCAAAUUGAAGAACUGGAUGGCGAAGCUAGUGUAACCAGGGAACGAAACAAGGUGGUGGAAGCUGAAUUACAACGUCUUCGAAAGCUAGAACAACUGCGUAAUAAGAAAGAGCAGGAAAACUUGGACUUUGAACACCUUGUGGAACCGGUGAUUGAAGAAUACGAAAAAAGCAUCGCAAAACUAGAAUCUGAACUCAGUGUGUCAAAGGCAGCUCUUCAUCAUUCAAAUAUGGGAUUGGACGAACUUCAAAAGAAAUGCGACGAUUUGCAACGGGUGCUGGAUCAUCAACAAGAAGCUAUGUCUGAACUACAAACACGAUUUUCCAAGAUUGUUGAACGUGAACAAAGCAAUGACGCAUAUAUUGAAGAACUAGAAUCAAAACUGGAACAAUCUGCAAAUGACUCUACUCGUGAUCAAGAUACUUUGAAUGAGCUUCGAAACAGAGUGAUCAAAUGGAAAGAAAAUGAGGAAAACACUGAACAUUAUAUUCAAGAUCUGGAACGACGACUGGCUAUUAGUGAAGAAAAGCAUACUCAACUUUCGGCAGCGUUGGAAAUUUUGGAACAACAACGUGCAGAACAAGAUAAUCUGAUUGUGGAUCUUCAACAACAGGUGAAAAAUGCUACUGAACGCAGCUCGACGCAACAACAGCUAAUACUGGAUGAAUUGGACAGCCUCAAUGAAAAAUACGUUCAUCUGGAAAAGGAUCGAGAUCAAUGGAGACUUCAAGUACAACAAAGUCAGCAAGUAAAUCAAGGGUUAAUAAACGGUACUUUGAACAACAGCAGCAGUAAUAGAACCAAUAGUAAUGAUAUCCAAUCUCUUUCCAACAGCAACGAUGACAACAAUGAAUCCAAAGGAAGAAAUGUAUUACCAAAGUCAAAUCGACGUAGUUUGGCUGACGAAAAAGAAACAUCGGCAUCAUAUGCUGCUUUGGCUAUCAAGGAGGCUAGUUUGCGUGCAGAUGAACAGGCUUCUCGAAUACGGAUGUUGGAGCAACAACUAGAACAACUGGGCAAGGAACAUAAGGAUACAAUCAAGGAGCUGGAUACCGUUAUGCAUCGUUAUGAAGAAGCUUUGGAGCAAGUAGAACAUUUGGAAAAUACAUCUAUUCUCACAACCACUGCAUCAACAAUGGCAACCACAGCAACACACCCAUCAUUAUCUUCUUAUUCAACUACAAGUACUUCCCAACCGUCUUCUCGAUCUUCCUCCUGUCAUGAAGGCUCUGAUGAUUAUCGUACAGGACUUGCAACACCAACAACAGCCUCUGUAUCAAUUGACACUAGUGAUCUUAAAAGCGACAUGGCCAUUCAUUCAUCUUCCAUGGGGUGCCUUUUAGAUCAAGAAAUGGAGCGAGCGCAAGAUCAAGAAAAGCGAAACAUUAUUACACAAUUGGAAAACGAAAUCAUCUCUUUAAACGACCAGUUGAAGGAACAGCAAAAAUGUUUGGAGGAUGUGCGUUUAGACAAUGAACAACAAACUCAUACACUUGAAACUUAUAUUGUCACUUUGAAAUCCACGAUUCAACGCCUAGAAACAGAGGGUGAAGAAGCUACAACGCUCAUACGAUCACUGAAGCAACUCACGGAAGAUCAUGAAGAAUUUGUCGAACGUACAGUAUUACAACUGGAUGAAGUGACAGCAUCCAACGACACACUUUUGAAGCAAUACACGGCAACACGGGCAGCUCUGGAUGCAUUAAAACAAAAACAUAGGUCUGUAGUAGGCGACCGAACAGAACUGACAAAACAACUACAGGAUGUACGACGAGAAUACGAAGAAUCUCUACAUCAUCAACAAGCUGAAUUGGAAACGGCAGCAACAGCAAUCUCAACAUCGACUGCAAUGGUGGAGACACAACAAGGAACUUAUCGGCAACAAGAAAGGGAAAUUGAGCGCUAUCGUCAACAAGUAGAUCAGCUAGAAGAGACCAUCCGCCUUCGUGAUCAACAACAUGCUUCCAUUUUGCAAGAAUUGACCGAGGCAAGGGAUACAUUGCAGCAGAUACAAGCGAAUCACAAGGACAAGAUGGAUAGUUUGAUGGCUUCUGCGCUUGAUGAUCAACAAAAACUGCAAGCACAGAUACAGAAAUUAGAACAAGAUGCACAAGACAAAGAUCAUCAACAUCAAUUGCAGCUGAAAGAGCUUGAUCAAAAACACACUUUAUUGCUGGAAAAGGAAAAGGCUGAUACUAUCAAGGAACUUUCACAAGCACACACUGAAUUUUUGGAAAAGGAAAAGGCUAACACAAUCCAUCAGGUGGAAUUAUCGUGGAAUGAACGACAAUCCGAGUGGGAAAAACGUAUACAACAGCUUGAACAAGAUGCCGUCGAUAAUGAUGAACGACACCAACUGACAAUAAAAGAACUCUCACUGGCCCAUACCGAACUUUUGGAAACAGAAAAAAAAGAUGCCAUCAACAAACUGGAAUCAUCAUGGAUCGAGCGACAAACCAAAUGGGAACAACGUAUAAAGCAAUUAGAGCAAGAAGCUGCAGACAAUGAUGAACAAUACCAAUCAAGGUUGGAAGAGCUUGCAAACACCCAUUCUGAUCUUCUGGAAAAAGAAAAAGCGGCUGCUAUCAAACAAUUGGAACUUAUAUGGAUGGAACGUCAAAGCAAAUGGGAAGAACGCAUACAACGACUGGAACAAGAGAUAUUAGACAAUGAUGAACGAUAUCAAGCAACCAUGAAGGAGAUGUCUCUAGUGCACUCAAAUACAUUGGAUAAGGAAAAAGCGGAAACUAUCCAACAACUUGAAGAUAUGGACAAGGAUUAUAAAAAUCAGCUUACAGUAUUGACAACCCACAAGACAGCAUUAGAAGAAAAAGUGACAUAUUUGGAGCAAACCUUAGCUAAAGCGAACAAUGAUCUAUUGGCAGCACAAACCAAUCUGAAAAACGCGGAAGAAGAUAUUGUGGAACUUGAAGAACUUUUACAAACAACGGAUAACCAUCUUGAAGAAAUGACAACAAGGGCAAAGGAUGCAGAAAACAACGUCAAUGACUUGGAAACUAUUCUUACGGAGGCUGUACAAGAAAAUGAAACCUUGGCUGAACAAUUGAAAAAAUUGGAAGAUCAAAUACAACAACAACAACAACAACAACAACAACAACAAGAAAGUCCAAUCAAGAAAGUUGGAACGGGGCAUCAAGAAUCAGAAGAACAACAAUUUAUAGAAAGGGAUCUUAUUGGACAAGAACCGACCACCCCUACUCCACAAUGUCAAGCAUCUCAUUUGGAAAUGGAAAAUGCAGCGCCAUCAGCAAAUAUCCAAACAAAGAAGGUCGAUCCUGUCCAGUUACUUGUAUCAUCCGCAUCAACAACAAACCAAGGAUCAUCAGUGGAAUUAUCAGUAGAAGUAGCAACAAAAGAAGCACAAGAAAGAGUCAAACAUGCUGAACACUUAUGUCAACAAUUAGAAAAGGACCAGGAGCUAAUGAAUCAUCAACUCAAAGAAGCAUUGACUAAGGUGGCACUUCUUGAAAACCAACUAUCAACGACAAGUCAACAGCAUAAAGAAGCAUUGAUGGAAGCUCAAUCAAAUCUGAACAUCAUGGAACAAGACUUUGUACAGUCAAAGCAGGACCAAGAAACGACCAUCAAAGAACUGGUAGAAACUCAUCAAAGACGUAUUGAACAAAUUGAAUCGGAACGUGAUACAGCAAACCAACAGUAUUUGGAAGCGCAGGCGCAAUGGAAAGAAACUAAGGAAUUGCUCCAAAAGACCAUAGAACAACAACGACAGCUUGAUGAUGAUAGGCUCUUACAGGAUAGAAAAGUACAAUCACAACACGAGGAUCAGUUAUCAGCAUUACAGCAGCAACAUGAAGAUCAAAUAUCACUACUACAGCAACAGCACCAUAACGAUUUAUCGGUACUACAACAAAAGUACGAUGAUUUAUCCUCAACAAAUCAAAUGGAAUCAUUACAAACAAAAUUGAAUGCAACGGAAAAAAAAUUGGAGCAAUCACCAUCCAAUAGCAUCGAAAUGAUAACAACGGAAGAAAAAUCAAGGCAAGAAUGGCAACGUAUUGUGGAAGAAAACGAAGAAUACGCCGAACUGACGAAGACAUUGGAACAAGAAUUGGAUAGAGUGACACAAGAAAUGAACAAAUUAGUUAUUGAGGUUGGUGACAAUGAAAUCACUCUACAAGAUCAAGCAGCACGUAUUCAACAAUUGGAAAAGACAUCAACAGGAGAAUUGACUCUAAAGGCAGAAUAUCAAGAAAAGAUGGAUGCAUUGAAAAAAGAACAUGUGACUGAUUUGGAACGACAACUCAAUGAACAAGCAGCACUCCAUCGAGAUCAGGUACAAGCCUUGGAACAGGUGACUCGGGAACAGCAAGAUGCGUGGAAUCAAGAUAAACGACAAAAGGACAAAUUAACACAACAAGUCAAGUUAUUGGAAGAAAAAUUAGAUUUAUUAUUACAAGAAAAAAAGAAGUUUUUGUGUUUUUGAUUACCUCCCCCUUUUUUUUUAUUAUUUCAAUAAAUGGAUGUUUUAUUUUUUUUUUUUUUGAAAUAGUUAUGUCC
Messenger RNA from Halteromyces radiatus, 5961 nucleotides. RefSeq lists its product as uncharacterized. Gene Ontology annotation, biological process: microtubule-based movement; mitotic spindle organization. Gene Ontology annotation, molecular function: microtubule motor activity; ATP binding; microtubule binding. The coding region runs from base 164 to 5887 and encodes 1907 amino acids. The record is from RefSeq and is a predicted model, not a curated record. Lineage: Eukaryota; Fungi; Mucoromycota; Mucoromycetes; Mucorales; Cunninghamellaceae. The transcript has 3 exons.